Molecule: messenger RNA, 549 nt
Organism: Acanthosepion pharaonis
Lineage: Eukaryota; Metazoa; Mollusca; Cephalopoda; Sepiida; Sepiidae
Source: the annotation of a GenBank genome assembly
AUGUCCUCUCUCCGUAAUAGUUUUUCUUUUCUCACGUUUCCUUCCCUCCUUCCUUCUUUUCUUCCUUUCUUUCUUUCCUUUCUUCGUUCUUUCCUUUCUUCCUGCUUUUCUUCCUUUCUCCAUUCCUUCCUUCUUUUCUUCCUUCCUUACUUCUUUUUUCUUCCUUCUUUCCUUCCUUCCCCCUUCCUUGCUUACUUCCGAGGAUAUAGCAUUCCCUUGAUUUUCUUUAUUUCUUUCUUUCUUUCUUUCUUUCUUUCUUUCUUUCUUUCUUUCUUUCUUUUGUUGUACCCCCCUCUCCUCUGGGUAGGUCUUUUGAUUGACGAAAGCAAUCAUAAUAAUGUUGUCUUCUCUUUCUUCUUUCUCUUUUCUUUCUUCUUUUGGCCGUCUCUCCCGGUCGGGUGUUCGCUAGUUGGUGUGUUCCGAGAGUUAGUAUUAUGUAAAUUUACCUUGUUUUUUUUUCCUUUGUUUCUUUGUAAUCAUUUUCCCUUUCCUUUUUUGCUCUCUUUCUUUUUUUUUCUUCUUCUUCUUAUACUCCCCAUCAAUACAUGA